GAACAUAUUUUAUUACACCACCUGUAGUCUGAACAAGGCUCCGAGCUUAGUUUAACGUGCGUUCACUCCGUUACAGUCUUCCAGACUUCACUACGAAAUAUCCUUAGUGAAUAUUAUAUUAUAAUAAUAAUUCAUAGUUUCAAGGCUUCAUUCUGACACCGUUUUCGGAUUGUUUACCGUGUAAGAAAUCGGAUGUUCUGACAUUUUGUGUUUGCUUAUAUCGCGUUUUUGAACGAGCUAUUCAAUUCAUCCUGAUAAAUAAAUAAAUACGUUGGUUUCGGAAAUCGUCAAACCAGACGAGUAAUAAAGCGUUCUCGUUAACCGACUAACUGACCUGAGUACCUAGAGUCUAAUUGAUGUGCUGAAAUGACUUCAGAAAAUGUAAAAGUCAUAGCGAGAUGUCGGCCGAUGAACACAAGGGAACGGGCAUUGAAUAGUAAGAACGUGGUCUUCAUAGACUCAGAAAAAUGUACUUGUUCCAUUGUCAACCCUACGGACAGUUCGGCACCACCGAAAACAUUUACAUUCGAUGGCGUUUACGGACCCGAUUUCAACACGGAACAAAUAUACAACGAUAUUGCGUACCCUUUCAUCGAAGGUAUUCUAGAAGGAUACAACUGUACGGUGUUCGCAUAUGGACAGACCGGAUGUGGCAAAAGUUUUUCGAUGCAGGGCGUAGAUUCUCCACCAAACCAGCGAGGAAUUAUACCAAGGGCUUUCGAACACGUCUUUGAAGCAAUAUCUGUGACGGAUGACGUGAAAUUCUUGGUACUCGCAUCUUACAUCGAAAUCUACAACGAAGAAGUGAGAGAUCUAUUGAGUUCGGAUACCAAGCGUAAACUGGAGUUGAAGGAGAGUCCCGAAAGAGGAGUCUAUGUAAACGAGUUAUCUCAUCAUGCCGUACAAGACGUGAUCGAGUGUCAAAAGUUAAUGGAAAAAGGGUGGAGGAAUAGAGCAACAGGUGCUACUAUGAUGAAUGCCGACUCGUCCAGAAGUCAUUCGAUUUUCACAAUAUCCGUAGAAAUGAUGUCGAUGUCACAAGAUGUGGAAGACAUAAAAUCAAUCAAGCGAGGUAAACUGUGUCUGGUUGACUUAGCUGGUAGUGAACGACAGGCAAAAACUGGAGCCUCAGGCGAUCGUCUCAAAGAAGCUACGAAAAUCAAUCUCUCUCUGUCGGCUUUAGGCAACGUCAUAUCAGCUUUAGUGGACGGUAAAGCCAAACACAUACCAUACAGAGAUUCAAAACUCACCAGGCUACUCCAAGACUCGCUUGGCGGUAACACGAAAACACUUAUGAUAGCUUGUCUGUCGCCAGCAGACAACAACUACGAUGAAACUUUAUCGACACUUAGGUACGCCAAUCGUGCCAAGAAUAUAUAUAACGAACCGCAUGUGAACGAAGACCCCAAAGACACAAUGUUGCGUCAGUAUCAGGAACAAAUAAAAAAACUCAAAGAACUUCUGGAAGCAUCUACUGCACAGUUACCCAUGAGCAACGGCUCAAACGACAUUUCGGAAAAGGAAAAAUUGCGGUUGGAGUAUCAAGAUGAAAUGAUUAAACUUAGAGAAAAAUACCAAGAAGAGUAUAACUCCAAGUGUCAAAUGCAAGCUGAUUUAAAAGUGCUAAAAGAGAAAUACGAUAAAAACUUGGCAAAAAUCUCUAACCAAAAUGAUGAUAGAGCUUCGUCUCCACAACAGAUCGUCGAAAAAGCGUUAAAAAGUAAUCGAGUGGAAUUGAAUUCAUCACAACAAGAAAUACUAAAAAGGUUAAAGAAAUUACAAGAAAGUAUGGUCGGUGGGGAACGUGUUAACGACAAAGAACUUCAGGAACGUCGCCUGCGCAAGAAGAAGUCUGCUGAGAGGCGGUUGAACGCGUUGGCAAAAGCGUUGGCCAAUGUCGAGACCGAAGAGGGACCAAACCUGGUGUUGGGCGUGUACGACGAUAUACAAGAAGAGUUGAGGGUCAAAAACGAAGUUUUGAAGAAGUACAAACAAAAACUGAAAGCGUCUGAUAGGGAAAUAGCGGACAUCCAAAGUGAGUUUGAGAACGAAAGAACGGACUAUCUGGAAACCAUUAGAAAACAGGAGCGUCAAAUCAAAUUACAAAAUCAAAUUUUAGAUAAAAUCGUGCCAACACUUUCGAAAGAAUGCAAUUACAGUAAUCUAGAGAGGUUAAAAGAAGACGCAGAAUGGGAUGAAGAUGCGCAGAGCUGGAUAUUGCCGGACCUGACAAGGAUAAAACUCCCGCCGGCUUCGGGCACGUUAACGCAGUCCACCAACAACACUGCGGCGUUUAACACGUUCGAUAACGCCCGGAGGAAAAUGUCGUUGGGUAUAUUUAACACGUUGGCCGGUCUUUCCUUUGACAAAUCUUCCAGUUCGGAUAGCAGUAGGAGAUCGUCAUCGCCAGACGUGCCCGUCAUAUACGAACAGAAGUAUCAAAAGUCGAACGAAAACGAUUUCGCCGGUAAUUACUUUAAACCAAAACGAGCCACCGAGUUACUGAUACAAUCCCACGGAGAGUCUGGUAGACCAUUCCACAAGUGGAAAGGACACAGACGCAUAUCACCCGAAAACAUCACCAAAAAGCCGAUGAGACUAGAAUCGCUUCCGAUAAUUGGUGACCGAAAAUUACCAAAGAAUACCUUAGACAGAAUUUAAAAAUAAUUUCUGAAACUAAAAAUUAUAAAUACAGAAUACUA
Messenger RNA from Sipha flava (yellow sugarcane aphid), 2702 nucleotides. It is a transcript of the gene Kif3C, whose product is annotated as kinesin-like protein KIF17. Gene Ontology annotation, molecular function: microtubule binding; microtubule motor activity; ATP binding. The record is from RefSeq and is a predicted model, not a curated record. Bases 367 to 2661 code for a protein of 764 amino acids. Gene Ontology annotation, biological process: microtubule-based movement. The transcript has 14 exons. NCBI's taxonomy places the organism in Eukaryota, Metazoa, Arthropoda, Insecta, Hemiptera, Aphididae.